AUGCCUCCACGGAAAAGGACCAAGCGCACUCACUCACCCACGCCCCACGGCGACACCACAGCGCAGUCGAGCGCAAACACCCCGUCAAGUGACAGCGCCGGCAAGACAGACGCGGACUAUGACCUGAUCACCGAUCCCUGGACAGAUGAACAAGAAACAGCAUUGCUCAAAGCGAUCAUAAAAUGGAAACCAGUCGGCCUACACAAGCACUUUCGUAUGCUCGCAAUUUCGGACUACCUAAAGAGUCAAGGAUAUGCACCCUCCACAGCAGAGCAUAUGCGCAUCCCAGGCAUCUGGAAGAAGCUCGGCUCAUUAUACAAUUUGGAAGCUCUCGACGAGCGGGAAGACUCAUUAAUUGCCGAUGUAACCGAAGAUGAUGAAGGGUCAAGCGAAAUGUAUUGCCCAUUCGAGCUUCCAUACGAUGAAUACGGCGAUAUGAUGUUUGAGCGGCGACUUGCAAUGGAAGGAUCCUUGUCGCCCGUGACUAGUCGUGCCAGUCGUGCAGGCGGAUCGAGACGAGGAAGUACAGUCGCAGAUACAGAUGAACCACGGUCUUCGCCUGUCCCAUCUCGAGGUCGCAAAUCUAAUCGAAGUGCCCGUCCUGCCACGCGAGGGACACGCUCAACCCGAUUGCAGGUGGAAAUUGGCCCAGGGAGUCAAGGUAAGGUAUCAGACGAAGGUGGCGAUUCAGCCGAAGAUACUGGGGCGAAUGAUGAAGAUGACGAGGAUGGCGAAGAUGUGUCUGAGGGAAACAGUGAUGAAGAUGAGGGUGAGGGAGAGAAAGGCGGUUCGCGAAGCACUCGAGCGCAGACCUCUCGCUCCAAAGCAAAAGACAAAAAGCCUUCAACUAGCACUGCGACGCGCAGGACUGGCCGACGACGUUGA
Penicillium paradoxum is the source of this 885-nucleotide messenger RNA. RefSeq names its product EAF7 family protein. NCBI's taxonomy places the organism in Eukaryota, Fungi, Ascomycota, Eurotiomycetes, Eurotiales, Aspergillaceae. Gene Ontology annotation, biological process: regulation of transcription by RNA polymerase II. Bases 1 to 885 code for a protein of 294 amino acids. The record is from RefSeq and is a predicted model, not a curated record. Gene Ontology annotation, cellular component: nucleus; NuA4 histone acetyltransferase complex. The transcript has 4 exons.